GCGUCGUGUUCCCGCCUCUCCAGUUAAGGCCGCUGGUGUGAGCCGGGGCUCGGCGCGAGCGAGAGACGACGGAAGGGACGGGCAGGUGUGGGCGCGGGGCGACGCAGCCCGACGGCGGGAGUCGCAGGCGCUGGGCGCAUGGCCCAGUGAGGACGCGCAGAGAUCCCCUCGCCGCGCGGAGGAGCAGCGCGGCAGCCAGGCUGUGCCCCGCGACCCUGCAUCCAAGCGAGCGGAACCUCGCGCUUCGCCCGGGGACAGUCCGAAGUCCGCGCUAUGGAAGAGGAGAAAUAUUUGCCUGAGCUGAUGGCAGAGAAAGAUAGCCUGGAUCCAUCUUUUGUGCAUGCAUCGCGCCUUUUGGCAGAAGAAAUUGAAAAAUUUCAAGGUUCUGAUGGAAAAAAGGAAGACGAAGAAAAGAAAUAUCUUGAUGUCAUCAGCAACAAAAACAUAAAGCUCUCAGAAAGAGUACUGAUUCCUGUCAAGCAAUACCCAAAGUUCAAUUUUGUGGGGAAAUUGCUUGGACCAAGAGGAAACUCCUUGAAGAGGCUACAGGAAGAAACAGGUGCUAAAAUGUCUAUCCUGGGCAAAGGAUCAAUGAGAGAUAAAGCAAAGGAAGAAGAACUAAGGAAGAGUGGGGAAGCCAAAUAUGCCCACUUGAGUGAUGAACUUCAUGUAUUAAUUGAAGUGUUUGCUCCACCUGGGGAAGCUUAUUCACGUAUGAGUCAUGCAUUGGAAGAGAUUAAGAAAUUCCUGGUUCCUAGCUAUAUAGAUGGCUUUGAAAUUAGCAGGUCUUGGGGGAAGUCCGAGAGCAGAGAGAUGCCGUAUCACCCUUCAGAGGAUAACCUGGUUCUACCAGUUACUGUCAUGGGCCCGCUAGAGCCAAGAACCAGGCCCUUUUCUCCCAUCACCUGUUUCUCAUCUAUCAUGGCUUGUUUAUCUAGGGGCCGUGGAGGUGCCGUUCCUCCUCCCCCACCACCUGGACGAGGUGUUCUCGCCCCUCGGGGAAGCACUGUAACCCGUGGAGCCCUUCCAGUGCCGCCUGUAGCAAGAGGCGUACCCACUCCUCGAGCCCGGGGGGCACCAGCAGUGCCAGGAUACAGGGCACCCCCUCCUCCAGCCCACGAAGCUUAUGAAGAAUACGGUUAUGAUGAUGGCUACGGGGGUGAAUAUGAUGACCAAACCUAUGAAGCUUAUGAUAACAGCUAUGCGACCCAAACACAAAGUGUGCCUGAGUACUAUGACUAUGGUCAUGGAGUAAGUGAGGAUGCCUAUGACAGCUACGCAACAGAAGAAUGGGCCACAACCCGCUCUAGCUUGAAGGCACCACCUCCGAGGUCAGCCAGAGGGGGAUACAGGGAACACCCCUAUGGUAGAUAUUGAAGGUCCUUCCCACCUGUGACCUCACCUCAAAGACAAUUCAUAGCCUGUGGUCUCCACAUAAACAGCAACAAGACAAGUAAUAGUCCUUUUUUUGUUUGUUUGUUUUCUAUUCUAGGGAUAACUGCUCAUGAUUACUCCCAUAUAUUUCUUGUAUUUCCCUCUAUACUGUUGGCGUGACAUUGACACUAGCAUUAUUUUACAAAACGGACUGAAAAAGACAUUGGCAAGCAUAGUCUAGAAACCUUUCAGUAGAAUGAUACACUCUCUUAGUUGUUUUCAUUGUUGUGUGUAAUCUUUUUUUUUUUUUUUUUUGAGAAAGAGCAUGAAUCUGUUAACAGAUUUUUGAGUCUCAACCAACUAGCAGAAACUUUGUUUAGAGUUGCUAAAAGACUGUAAUAUGAUUUUUGAACUAGCUGAUAAUAAAGUUGUAGAUAAGAUGUUUUAACCUGUCUUUUAAUAUCUGUUAGUUAGACAAAGAUGUUCGAUAUUAAGUUUGUAAAUUUAAUUUUAAAUGCUGUUUUAAUGGGGUUGAAAAGCAGCAGCUACUGUAUGUAUGUAGCUAACUGAAUUUGUUCAGUGUUUUAACCUGUAUUUGUUAAAAAAAGAAAAAAACACACACAUAAAGUUCCAUGUGUAAGUUUCUCUAAAUAGGAAACCACAAUUUGUCAAAUAUGUUUGCCAUAAUUUGUCAAUAAAGCUGAAAACUUUUGUAAAAACUAAAUUUGGAAUUACUUGUUUUCUAGCUUUAAAUGCCUGCUUUAUUUCUUCUUCAAGAGAUGCCUAAAAUGUUUUCUAUUUAAAAAUUACAAAAAUGAACCCAAGCCUGUUUUAAGAUUUUUGUGUAAUACUUAAAAAUGUAUUAAUAACUUAUGGUUGUUAAAUAAUUUAAAAGUUAACAAACUAAACUGUUACAUGAAUCAUGGUUAGUAAACACUAAUGUAUAACAUGUUAAUGGAAAAAAAUGGAUUUAGAAUAAUAAAUGGAUUUUAAACUAU
Messenger RNA from Cebus imitator (Panamanian white-faced capuchin), 2372 nucleotides. It is a transcript of the gene KHDRBS2, whose product is annotated as KH RNA binding domain containing, signal transduction associated 2. Gene Ontology annotation, molecular function: poly(A) binding; mRNA binding. The coding region runs from base 274 to 1377 and encodes 367 amino acids. The record is from RefSeq and is a predicted model, not a curated record. The transcript has 9 exons. Gene Ontology annotation, biological process: regulation of alternative mRNA splicing, via spliceosome. Gene Ontology annotation, cellular component: nucleus. NCBI's taxonomy places the organism in Eukaryota, Metazoa, Chordata, Mammalia, Primates, Cebidae.